Molecule: messenger RNA, 3515 nt
Organism: Pelagomonas calceolata
Lineage: Eukaryota; Pelagophyceae; Pelagomonadales; Pelagomonadaceae
Source: the annotation of a GenBank genome assembly
CUCCGACAUCUCACCACACUGGGCAGCGGAAACAAACGCGUGCGAGCGGCGCGCAACGCAACGCCGCCCUGCACGCAUCGCGCAUAGAUCGCAUUCAUCCGAGCGCACGUGCUUGCGCACGGCAAACGACGCAUUCAUAGAGGAGGCUGCCCCAUGGCACGCCUCCUAUGCGGGCUAGCAGCGAUCGCGGCCGCCCAGGACUGCGUGCGAAGCUCCUAUGAGUACCUUGACGUAGCAAUCGACGUCAAUGCGGAACUGGCACCGCAGAUCGAGGCCAAGUGCAACACGACGAGCUGCGGCUUCCGGCAAGUUUUAACCGAGGACUGGUCGCAGCUCCGCGUGUCCCAUCGACACCCGCGCUUGGUCCAGCAGAACGACUCGGCGCCGGUCUGGCCCGUGCUCAUGGCUCCCGAAUUGCCCGCGUCCUUAGCCGCGGCCGAUCUGUGCGAGAAACGUAAUUUGAAUGGGUUUGAAUGUCGAAGUUUAAAACAGAUCGCCCGCGAGAACCGGCCCGAUGAAUGGUGCGUCCACGACCCGUCGAAGGCCGAGAGCGUCCCGGCGCAAGGGCGUUUACUCAAGAGUUUUGAUUUCGACGAGAGAGGUAAUGAUAUUCCUCUGACGCCGUCGCUAUGUGGUCCCAAUGGACCUUCACAAAACUCGGCCUACUGCGAGGGCGCCUACCUGUUUGUCGACGAGCCGAGGGACGGCGCGACGUACCAACCGACGCUGCAGCGAGGCACAUUUUCUCCCUCAUUACGAAUACGGAACGCCGACGGGUCGUCGAGGGACUUCAUGGACGUGUUGCGGGACGAUCUCGACUUGAACGCCACCAUCGCUACUUCGGUUGAUUUGUACACUUGGUCAAUAUCUAGGUAUCCGCGAGACGCGGAUUCGCUACCGGUCUUCGGGUAUUUGAGGAUGGCCGUCGGGACCCAUUCGUUGUUUGUCGUGAUUCUGGACGGGAGCGGCCGGCCGUUGGCGGAACCGAUAAGGGCGACCUUCCGGUGCGAGCUGCAAGGGAAUGAGGGCAAGGCGGCGAGCGACGCCUUCCCAUCUCAUGAAGAUGGCAACGCGGCGAAGACCUGGUACCUCCAGCGGCCCUGGCAGUUACCCGGAAGGGCGGAAGUGUUGCGGCGGAACGGCUAUCAUGAAGAAGCUAGGGCGUCGGAGGCGCUGUUUCUCGCGCUCGCGGAGUGGACGGGACAGAGCGAGCUCCAGCCCUUCCGGGACUUCUCCUCCGAGAUGCCUUCUGGGAACAGGUACGUGAGCUUCCGGAGCCCGCCGAACGGCCUGUCGAACCAGAGACGGGACAUCGCCACCAUGGUCCUCAUUGCGAACGUUCUCCGGAGAAAGUUCGUGCUGCCCUUCCUCUUCACGUAUGGCGAGGACGGCUCGAAGAUGCGCUUUUUGGAUUUCGGGGAGAUCUAUGAUGAAGACUACUUUAUUGCGACGCUGUCUUCGUUGGGCGUGAGUGCGGAGCCUGAGAUCAUCACAAGAAAUCGGUCCAUCGCCGCGCAUAAACGAAAUGAGAUCGCGGAGAGGGAUUGUAGUCCGGACCCCGACGUGGGCGAAGAUUUUUACAAAGAGCGGAUGGGUGCUGUGACAGAUGAAUUCCUUCAUGUCGUCUGGCCGGCGGGGACCUACUCGCAGACGACCAUGCUGAAUCUCUUCGAUGAGCCAAUCCGACUGCCAAAAAUCCGGGACGCCUUCCGCUGGUCCGCGAAGAUUUCGGUGAGGGCGUCGGAGUUGGCUUCAGAGGCUAGAAGAUUACACGGCCCGCGGCUCGGCUGCUUGCACCUGCGGGUCGAGAACGACUGGAAGUCGCACGCCAUAUCCCUGGGGAAGGCGACGCAGGUGCCCCACGACAAUCUGUACUGGGUGGACGGGGAUGAGGCGGUCAGAAGAGUGGCGGCCCAUCCUGCCUUCGCCAACGUCGAUGUCGUGUUUCUCGCGGUGGGCAACGACACCGAUACGCCACCGCCUUCUUCAUUAAAUGGUGCGCCCCUGCUCAACCGAAAGAACCUCACUUCUUUAUCAGUACUGAGCGACGCCUGGGACCCGGAGGCCGACCACUUACUCGCUCGCGCGGCGUUAGAUAUGGCGGUCUGCGAGCAAGCGGACGUGGUGGCGGGCAACACGUGGUCCUCGUUCUUCCAGGAGCUGUCGGCGUUCUAUCACGCGCGGGGCAAGCCAGCUGUUGCGUACAACGCGCCUGGCAGGCGAGCGGCGCUCGUGACGGAUGGGGGAGUCCUGGGCUCGCCCUUCGACGCCACGCGGAAGCCGUUAUCGUCGUCCAACGAACAGGCCCUCUUCCACGUGCCCGUGGAUCUGUGCUCUGCCGACAACUGCGGGCGCUGGACGAUGAGCGUCUACGGCGCGCAGUCCGCCGAGGAGAGCGUGGAGGCGUUCCUCGCGGAGAUUGAUGAUGCUGAUGUGCGGGACGCCGUCGACGACGCGUUUGUCUUGCAGCGUCCCGUUCACCUUCGAGUUGUCACGCCGUCGACGCAGGUCCAAAGCGCAUCUGAUACAACACGUGCAGGGGGAGCGCGACCGGCGCACGGAGCGGCUCGAGGCCCACGCCGCGUGGGCGUCCUCGAAACCGACGGACGCGCUCGACGCGUUGAGGAGAGCCGUCGACGCCGUGGACGGUCCGCAGCGAGCCGCACUGGAAGAGGCGUUCGAUGGCGUGAAGGACGCGUUGAAUGCGGCAAAGCGCCGGGCCGACGGCGUGCGCGACGCCACGACGCGGGCAUCCGCGGCCGGCUACGACGCGGAACGAGGAGAUCUACCGGCGUCGCGGCGCGACGCGUGUUUUGAUCACCCGAUACUACAAGCGCACCACGGCGGGCCCGCUUCCAAUUUAGCGGUCGCGCAGCACUCGCCGGACCCCGCCGCGCGGGCGACGCCACUGCUCCGGAUCAUCCCGCACCGACACGAGCUGCCUUCGCUAUUGCGAGAUCUCGGCUUAGAUAGAGUGGGAGCCGAGCUCGGGGUCUGGAAAGGUUCCUACUCGCGGCGCCUGCUGAGCGAGCUCCCCGACCUCACGCUCCACCUGGUCGACUCGUGGGAGCCGGUCGACAUCUAUCAAUCCGUGGAGAAGCAGGACGAUGCGUAUGCGGAAACUUUACAGGCGGUUGCACCAUAUAAGGCGAGGACGCGCGUCCACCGGAACUGGACGAGCGACGCGGCCAAGAGCUUCGAGGACCAGAGCUUGGACUUCGUGUACGUCGACGCCUCGCACGACUACCGCAACUGCCGCGCGGACCUCAUCGACUGGUGGCCGAAGGUGAAAGUGGGCGGCCUUUUCGCGGGCAACGACUACUACACGGGCCACGUCGCGGCCGCGGGCGUGACCUUCGGCGUGAAAGAUGCCGUCGACGAGUUCGCCGCGGUGCGCAAUUUGAGAGUGUACGUGACGGCGGGGAACGACCCGGACGGGUGUUGUCCCGACUGGUAUGUGUUGAAGUGUGGGGAGUGAUAUCUCCUGGGGGCGUAAUUACUGUGUUUCGAGCGGG